CUCAAUUAAACACUUAAACAAUGUCAUCUACCUCUUCUUUAUAUCCUUCACUACCAUUGGAGCCGCCAGUGAAACCAAUUCCAGGUGACUAUGGCCAUCCCCUAUUCGGUCCAAUUCACGAUCGUUUAGCAUACUUUUACUAUGAAGGCAGGGACAAGUUCUUUGAGAACCGGAUCCAAAAAUACCAAUCCACAAUCUUCAGAACUAAUAUGCCUCCUGGCCCGUUUAUUUCCUCUUGCCCUCGAGUUGUUUGUCUUCUCGACGCUAUCUCCUUCCCCAUCCUUUUCGACACUUCGAAAGUCGAAAAACGCGAUGUUCUCGAUGGUACUUUCUUGCCUCCCUUGGCCUACACCGGCGGCCAUCGUGUCUGUGCCUACCUCGACCCAUCCGAGCCAAAACACAAUGCUCUAAAAUCCUUCAUUUCUUCUACCCUCACAGCCCGUCAUCAUAAGUUCAUACCACUCUUUGAAACUUGCUUAUCGGAGCUUUUCAACGAGCUCGAAGCUAAAAUUUCUGCCAAAAAAGAAGCUUAUUUUAACACCCUGAGCGAUGCCAUGUCUUUCGACUACGUUUUUCGGUUGUUCUGCGACAAAAACCCUAGUGAAACGAAGAUAGGUUCUAAAGGACCACAACAUUUCGACAAAUGGUUAUUGUUUCAGCUUGCACCGAUUGGAUCACUAGGGUUGUUACCAAAUUUUCUAUGUUGGUUCGAAGACAUGUUGCGUACAUUUACUUUCCCAUUUUUCCUCGUUAAAUCUGAUUAUAAAAAGGUAUACGAUGCGUUUUAUGAGUUCGGAAGCUCGGUCUUGGACGAAGCUGAAAAUAAGUUCGGGAUCGAAAGAGACGAAGCUUGCCACAACCUGGUUUUCGUUGCUGGUUUUAAUGCUUACGGUGGCAUGAAAGUCCUCUUCCCGGGGCUGAUCAAGUGGGUUGCAUUGGCGGGACCGAAGUUACACAAGCAAUUAGCCGAUGAAAUCAGGGCCGUCGUCAAAGCCGGACGCGGUGGGGUCACGUUAUCUACCUUGAACAAGAUGGUUUUGACCAAAUCUGUGGUCUAUGAAUACCUAAGGAUCGAUCCUCCGGUUCCAUUCCAAUACGGCAAAGCUAAGGCUGAUUUGGUGGUUCGAAGCCACGAUGCAACCUUUGAGAUCAAGAAAGGCGAGAUGUUAUUCGGGUAUCAGCCGUUUGCCACUAAAGAUCCCAAGGUUUUCCAGAACCCCGAGGAGUUUGUGGCGGAUAGAUUCGUUGGGGAAGAAGGAGAGAAGCUUUUGAAGUAUGUGUACUGGUCGAAUGGGCGUCAGACGAAGGAGUCUACGGCGGAGAACAAGCAAUGCGCUGGGAAAGAUCUGGUGGUGCUCUUGUGUAGGUUAAUGUUGGUGGAGCUUUUCCUUCGUUAUGAUACGUUCGAGGUCGAGGUCGGAACGUUUGUGUUCGCUCCGACGGUGACGUUCAAGUCAUUGAUUAAAGCCUCAUCAAGUACUUGACUGGCCAUGCAAAAUGGUACUAAAAUUCGACAUAUGAUUAUCUUCUUCUGUUAAUUUCUGAAUUCUGCAGUGUUUA
This is a messenger RNA of Hibiscus syriacus, 1560 nucleotides long. Its product is annotated as allene oxide synthase 3-like. Gene Ontology annotation, biological process: sterol metabolic process. The record is from RefSeq and is a predicted model, not a curated record. NCBI's taxonomy places the organism in Eukaryota, Viridiplantae, Streptophyta, Magnoliopsida, Malvales, Malvaceae. Gene Ontology annotation, molecular function: oxidoreductase activity, acting on paired donors, with incorporation or reduction of molecular oxygen; iron ion binding; heme binding.